This is a messenger RNA of Bipolaris maydis ATCC 48331, 1020 nucleotides long. RefSeq lists its product as uncharacterized. The record is from RefSeq and is a predicted model, not a curated record. Lineage: Eukaryota; Fungi; Ascomycota; Dothideomycetes; Pleosporales; Pleosporaceae.
AUGGAUAGCAUAAAGCUCUUCGAAUUCAUUCAGAGUGAGGAAGACGAUAACAAAAUCCUCGAGCAACUUAAGAAGCAUGCUGGCAAAGGCAGAGAAUUACCAUGGUUUCAGGACGUGAUUCCAGGACUGAUACCAGGUGUCGAAGACAGCCAGCGAUGGCUAGAUCUUGCACGGCAGUUGCUGUGGAAAGAUUCCCAUUAUGAAGAGCACGAAAAGAAGAUCAAUCGCAUGACGAAGUUGCGACAACCCGAUCCUGUGCUGAUACCAGACCCCUAUUGUCUUCAGAAAUGUUGGCCAGUCUUCGUCGAAGCCUUACGACCGAUGCCGAAGAGGAUGUUAGUAGCGGCGAAUGAGAUCUACCGUAUAGUAGCCGGACAAGAGUGCUUGGUUGAGGACCGCAAUGUAGCUGGACUCACUAGUGAGAUUGACGACAGGCACUCCGCUUUCGUGACCGUUGCAGUGGUCGUGCAAGACAAAAUCGUGAGUCCUAUCAUUGACGAUAUCAAGUGGCGACAGCAAAACCUCGAUGAAGAUAUUCGUCGCGCGCACGAUCAGAUACGAGAGCUUGUAGAGGGAGAUGGACAUAAGGGACACCACCACGAUGGUGACGAGCGAACAACCGACGAAAACGACGAAAACAACAAAAACGAAGACGACUUCGCGGAUGACGAAGACAUCAAAAGUCCUAGUGAUGGUGAAGACGAUGUACAAGCUGUGCAACAACGAUUAGAUCGUCUCAUCAAAGAGAAACAGGAAACUCAAGUGCUAUACAAGGCUCUCAGGAAAUUCCGAGAUAUGCUUGUAGAAGAGAGGGAGAUACGGGACUCCCGCAAGGACUUAAAGAGAUCCUUGUUAAUUGAACUGUCAGACUCCGACGAAGACAUGCCAAAGAAGCGCGGCAAACAGAGGUUGACAGCGAAAUGAUCGAUACACGCUGUUAUUGUUGAGACAAGGAGCUGCUUGAAGAUAUGGAAAUCGAAUAAAUAGACUAUCAAUACCGAUUGUAGAGCUGUGAUGUAU